AUGUCCGCAGUUGCAGCCACUGCCAUCACUACCACAACCGCGAAAGAAGAAAAAACGACGAGUAAGGAAGAAAAAGGAGUCUUCUCAUCCGCCGGUGGUCGAUCUGCCUCCAUUGGCUACACCGCCGCAGCCGCGCAACUCACCUCCGCAGCCGCGCAACUCACCGCCGCCGAUGACAAGGUCAUGGGCAGAUGUGACAAGAAGGCCACUGCAAAAGCGGCCUAA
Messenger RNA from Parnassius apollo (apollo), 225 nucleotides. The record is from the annotation of a GenBank genome assembly. Lineage: Eukaryota; Metazoa; Arthropoda; Insecta; Lepidoptera; Papilionidae.